AUGGCCAGCUUUGCGUAUAGCCAUGGCGUCAAGUCCAUUGAGGCUGCCGACACGAAGCCCGACUGCAAACUCUUUGAUGCCGUCACAGCCAAGUACGCUCUUAGCUCACGACUCUUCGGGAAAGCCCUCGUCCGCUUCGGCCCAGCCGAGGACGCGCGAAGGUACCGUCAUGUGCUUGACAUGGCGCGAAUCGGCUUGGUCUUUCAGAAUUGCGAUUUCUUGCAAGAUGCCUUGGACUUGAUUCUGAGCCAAUUUGAGGUGGUGGAUGUCCGGAACAAGUUCAGGACUGCUUGCCGAACAGGAGAGAGGUUCGUGGAGGUUCUGCUGAUCCUGGAGGUGGAGACGGAGGACGGCCAGAUGCCCCACGUUUGUGCUGCUUGCCGUCCAGUAGCCAACUUCGCAACAGAAAGUCGCAAUGCCUGGACGAGCCGUGAAGUUGAAGAGCUGGAAGUUCGCCUCGAAGAGAUCAACUUCUACAAUGCCCGAGCCCGUGCUGAGCCUGUGAUGCAAGAGCUCUUGGCCAAGAUUUCCAAGCACUACUCCAGCAAGAACCCCCGCUGCAUGGAGCACCUCUGCCGCUGGGUGCUGGAGACCCCGCAGAUGAGCCACAAGCUCCGAGCCUUCAAGAAGCACAUCAGCCGUCGGUUCGGCUCUGCACUGGGAGCUUGGCGAAGGCAUUUCGGCAUUACACGGGUGGUUCCUUUCGCCAAGUUCCGGAACCUGUGCAAGGAGGUGAAGUGCUGGAAGCACUCUACAGAGUACUGGCAGGAGCUGGAUGUGGGACGUGCCGGCUGCAUUUCGCUGUUCGAGAUGGACAGUGCGUCCGUGUGCAUGCUGGCAAACUUCCGCGCCAGGCUUCUGAAGCUUGCCAACCUUCCAUCUGAAGAGGCAACCGCCGAGGAUCUGUGGCAAAAGAUGACCCAACAUGUGCAGCCAGUGAUGCCCGACAGGUUUGCUGUCAAUGAGCUCACCUUCAUCCUGACUCGCGCGCUGGGCUUCUCCGCCACGGAGGCUACAAACAUCUUCGACCUCUUGGAUGCAGAUGGAGGGCAUACCUUCAAUCCUCCAGGACGACGAAGGGGUGGAGUUUUGAAGCACCACAGAUACAAGUAG
Messenger RNA from Symbiodinium sp. CCMP2592, 1113 nucleotides. NCBI's taxonomy places the organism in Eukaryota, Dinophyceae, Suessiales, Symbiodiniaceae. The record is from the annotation of a GenBank genome assembly.